Molecule: messenger RNA, 7248 nt
Organism: Schistosoma haematobium
Lineage: Eukaryota; Metazoa; Platyhelminthes; Trematoda; Strigeidida; Schistosomatidae
Exons: 7
Coding region: 700-1443 (247 amino acids)
Cellular component (GO): cytoplasm; cytosol
Molecular function (GO): deaminase activity; calmodulin-lysine N-methyltransferase activity
Source: RefSeq, a predicted model, not a curated record
CUAAAAAUAUACAAAUCCUCAACUAAUUGCCAAACUGACUAGAAUUAGUGCAGCCGAGUGUCUAGACUGUCACACAUUAUACAUAACCAACUAUCUGGGACCAUACAGAAACAUCAAGAAGAGAGAGCAAAUAAAUUAUUCGGUUUAUACAAGCACGUGAUAUAGUUAUUAGAUAUUGGAUGUAUUGGAGUUGGUUUGGGUAGUGGCGGUAGGAAAAGUGUCGAAGAUUGGGUCGUAAAAUUAUAAAUACACCCAGGGCACCAAAAUCUAUAGGACCAUACAAUCAAGGUGUAGCUGUGAAUAACACCUUAUAUAUUUCAGGCCAGUUGGGUCUUGAUCCUGACACAAUGCUUUUUGCUGGAGAUGAUGUUGAAUCACAAACUCAUCAGUCUCUUAAAAACAUCAGAGAAGUAGUUCAGUCUGCUGGUUUUACUAUGCGGGAUGUUGUUAAGACCACUUUGCUUUUAGCCGAUAUGAAUGAUUUCGGGAAAGUUAAUACGAUAUAUGCACAAUAUUUUGCAGAUCCAUAUCCAGCUCGGGCUACUUACCAAGUUGAAUGUUUACCGAAAAAUGGGAAAAUAGAAAUAGAAGCAAUAGCAGUUCGGGAGGAAUCAGGAUCUCAAGGAAAUGAAAGCUUAGAAUAAUCUGGCUCUCCAAUUUUGUCAGGAGCUUUGCUCAAUAGAGUUCCACAUUCUAGUAAUGAAUAAAGGAAACCGUAGUUCUUCACAACUUUGGAGUAUUCUUGCACGCGCAGUCAAGUGUAGUUACAAAGAAGGAAAGCCUAAAUUAUCUUGUAGCAGGCACUUUGAAACUAGUCGUUUGACGAAAAAGGUUUUUGAAGUCCAUCUAUUAGAACAGUCCGCCGAGAUAGAUGAAAAUACUUUGUGGUUGGAACUUGUACCGCGUCCGGUUAUUCACCAGUCAAAUGAUUCACUUGAAUUACCCACCAUUGUUUCUUCUUUACAUGUACGGAUCUAUAAAACACUUAGUAUCGCUAAAACAACCGACUCUUCUUGUAUGAAUCCAUUGUUAGAUGUGUUAACUGGUUUCGAUAACACAGGGAAUGUUCACUUAUGGUCUAGUGAAAUUUUAUUGGCCCACAGUAUGUUCUUUGAUUGCCUUUAUCCUGGUCUAUGGAAUGAAUUGUAUAAUAAUUUUGGUGAUCAUCCGAUUGAAAACGUCUGUGAAUUAUGUGCUGGUAUGACUGGUGCUGCUGGUUUAGCUAUUUCUUUACGCAAAUAUUCAAAUAUAUUUAAAACGUCAUAUGUUUUGAUUACUGAUGGUAAUGAUCAAUGUGUUGCAUCUAUCUCCUCUAUUAUUGAGCAUAAUUCUAAACGCUUAUUGGAUAAUUGCAAUCUUGAUCAAGAUUUCCUGUUACAUAUGGACGUAAAAAAUAUUCGAUGGCCAGAAGAUGUAAGCUACAUGUUGUGUAGUGUGAUGUAAAUGACUAACGAAACAAUUUAACAACCAACCAUAGUUUGGGUUUUUCGUAUUUAUUAUUAUAAAGAAAUUAACGAAUAAGGCUUUAUAAACCAGAAUGAUGUCUUGUUCGAUUCUUAGUGAAAAAAUAAUCCGAAUCAGUUUAUUAGUCUCUUCUCAGUUAGUCAUCACCGACAUUAUAAGAUGGUGAAACUGUUCGGUCAACUAAACUUAUAUAUUUUGCUCGUUUUCUAUGUAAUUCACUGUUUUUCGUGCCUCAUACAAUUGUUCCAGCUGAUAUUUUCAGUUAAAUAUUAUGCUUCAAUUUAUUCAUAUUAAUUUCGUCGAAAUACACUGGAACUGCAUCAGUUGAAUAGUUAUAAUCAGAAAAUAAUGUGAAAAUAAGUUGUUUUACUAAUAAUAUUGGUCUUUGGCGGUACUAAUGCUACUUUUUAUUAUUAUAACUUGGGCAAGUCAGUUUCCUGUUUCCUGUUCAUUUUCCGGGUCAGCAAUUAGUGCCGGUUUACGAUGCCAACUUAUGGGAAAGUCUUUGUAAAAUCUUUCGAGAAUUUUGUUCAAAAUAUUCAGAAACAGGGAGAUUGUGCAUAAAACACUAAAUGAGGAAAGGUUAUCUUUGUGUUAUGGAUCGUUCAGAGAAUACUUGUUUACAACAUUGCUAAAUAACCGAACAAACAAGAACCGUCUACUCGAGAAUUCUUUGUCAGUUAAAUGUUACGUAUUCCUACGUGUGUGCUCAAAAAUCAUUUUAAUCUGAUGCAUCAUGUAGUCUAGCUGGACUGUUUAAUAGGUUCACCGGAGUAAUAAUCUUCACUACAAAUUAAUACUAUUUGAAGAAACAGUGCUAAUUUGAAAAAGUACGAAAAUGUCCGUUUACUCUUUACCUUUUUAAUGACUUAACAAAGCCCAUCCAUUGUUUUUAGGAUGAAAAUUACAACCCCCAUGUUUCAUGGUGGGACCGUUUCUGUAAAUCUUCGCUGAGAUUAGAAACAAAUACAUUUUCCGUGCUUAGAUAUCCCCUCAAUUAUUUGCAUUCGUGAGAUGGUUCAUUAGUUUAUGAAAAGUAAUACAUUUCAACUGAUUGCUGGAUAGUAACCACUACGACUUUGAAUUAUUCGUCUUCACGGUCAUCAUCGUCAUUGAUUGCUGAGCUAGAUGAAUCGUUAGUUCAUCGAUUUGAUUUAAUUAUAGCAGCUGAUUGUUUCUUUGACCAAUCCUACCACCUCAGUAUGUUAAAUACAAUCAAUAGACUACUGUCUUUACAAUCUGGAUCAACAUUUCUAGCUAUUUCACCUUUACGUGGUAAUAGUUUGCAUAAUUUUAUUAAUUUGGCUUAUCGAAUGGAGCAAACUUAUAGUUGGACUGUCAAAUUAAUACCACCUUCAGACUACUUAUCAUCACAGUUUAUAAGUUAUUUAAUUGAUGAAUCAAAUCGUGUUCAAUUUAAUGACAGUGAAUUAGAUAAUAAAAUUGGUCAUUUGAUUGCUUUUACACGAACUAACUAGUGUUUUAAGUUAUUUUGGAAAAAGGAACGUAAUAUCAUAUUAUUAUAAAAGCGUAGUUUUUGUAUUUGUAAAUAUUGUAAAUAAUAAAUCAGUUUUCUACUUAUUGUUCGAGAUUUUUGUUUGGAUGUUUUUUCUGUGUAUUUAAAAAUUCGUAGUCUAACAAAAGCAAACGGUAAGUGUACAUGCUCAUCUUUUACUUGAGAUCUAUUCACAGUGGUUUGCUCUAAAGAAACCUUCGUAGCAGUAGUCUAUAGAAUAAGAUAGUCUAUGAAUAUCCCGUCUUAUUGAACCUGUAGUCACAACAAAAUUUAAGCUUUUCUUGUGUGAUGAUAGACAACAGCUUUUAUAAUUCUAUCAAACAAACUCGGGGAUAAUUGAUUUUCGUAUAUACGAUCAGUAGAUGUGUGAGUGCUGUGAUUCUUUUUAUGUUUUACUUAUAUUUUCAUCUGUAUUGCUUCAAAGUUUUAAUUCUCAACUUGUUUAUCUUCUCAUUUUACGCCAUCUAAAUAUUAUCUUGAGAAGUGGGUUUUCUUUUCGAAUAAGUUUUUUUAUCAAUAGUCAUAUAAGAAUAAUUUUCCUACAGCCAGACAUAUAGUUUCAUCAGUCUCCACCCUAGUUCAUGCAUGCACUAAUCACUUCAUAUCAUUGCGAUGAGUUAGCAAAUUAUGAUACUGAACAUUGUGUGGAUAGCUUGAUACCAUUCAUAUAAACUAACAGAAGUUUAUUAAUUUAGAUUUAAGCACUUAUUUGGAGAGAGAUUCAACUAAUAUUACAUAGUAGGAUUUUCAAUUAAGAUCAUAAAGUGAUCAAUGUUAGACCACAAUUGAAGCACUGGACGGCUGUUUCACCCUAGUAUGGGACUAUUCAACAGUGUGCAUCCACGAUCCCGCGUGCGGGACCAAACAUUAACUGGUUCAUGAUCUCAAUUGAAACUGAACAAUCUCCACAACCUUAUACUGAUAAUGGUACGAUUUGUUCGUAGUGUUUUGAUACUGUCUGUGAUUAUAUUGAAGUCAAACUAUUUUAGUGUGUUUUCAAACUGACGUAGAAUGAUAAAUAAGAGUGGUGAAUACGAAAAGACUAAGACUUUUUAGUAUAUGAUACUUUCAUAAGAUGGAUUUUUUUCUAGAUAGAAUUUACUUUCACAGUUGUAAUCACGGACUGAUCUUAGCUUGAACACCAUUGAAAAUCUGGAAACAUUGAACAACCGUUUCGUCCCGGCAUGUGGUUCCUCGGUGGUACUCAUUUGUGACCUCCAUGCGGGAAUCGGACUCAAGACCUUUCGUCUUGCGCGCGAAUGCUUAACCUCUAGACCACUGAACUGGUAUCCGACUGUGUUAUUGUCUAACUUGCAAAAGUUUUAUGUAAAGGUCAUGUUAUAUCUGACUUCUUCAAUUAGUACUUAAGUAAAUAAAAUCAUUUGAAUAUGCUGUAGUUUGAUAUGUCUCUUGCCUUACGCAAUGAAGGCAACUUUUUAAAUAGUCUAGUGGGCAUUUCGAAGUUGGUUUUCAAAAAGUAAUACCAUCUAAAGAGGUUUUGAAAAUCAAUGUGAAGAUCCAACUACUGUGGUAUAAUAUUUUCUGAAUUCCCAAAAAUCCAAACUUACAACAUUCUGUCAGCAUCGAUACAUGAACUUCCUAGUUUCACUGUCCACUGGGUCAGGAUCCAAUAAUCCACAUUUCUAACUUCAAUCAGUCUGCGAUAUAGCCCUAAGAUCAUAUGAUUUUAUAUCAUAGCUGUCUGCUGAGUGAUUUCUGUUUUGUUUUUAGUAAAUUAUCUUAGUCCUGAAAAUUUCAUCUUUUCGUAGAAUGUUAAUUAUAUUCUUAAAAAGGUAUUUAGUUUAGAAUUUCACAAGUGCUAACUAUUUCCAGACUUGCUCACUUAUAUGUUAUUACUAACGUACUGAUAUUCAGACGUGUUAAUUAUCAGUAGUAUAGGAGUUUUGCUCAACAUUUAAAACUUAUGGCUCAUUAAAAUAGUAAUGACAAUAACACAAUUCCUUUUUUACUCUUUUUUAUUUUUAGUACUUAUUUCUAGUUGUCGGUGGUUUUGCUUUAUUUGCGUCAGCUGUUUACAUUAGAUUUUACAAAGUAAUUGAAACUUCGAUCUUUUCAUAUGAAAAUCAAUGUUUUCUUACUGUUAUUAGUAUUGAACUUGACAGUAGCUUUCAUCAUUAACUUAUACCAGUUGAAACGUAUCGAACAAUAGUUUCAUUCUGAUUUUCCAUGGUUAUUUAAUCAAUACACGUUCAGUAACAAAUUCGAUGGAUUUCCAGGUAGAAUUCAAUUAUAUACACACUAUAUUUGCCAUCGUUGGGUCACAUUUCAAAUCUUAAGGCGAUCUACCUAACACAGGUUUAAGAUCAGGGUAAUGGUACAAAAAUGUCGUAGCUUAUAAUUUAGUGUUGUUACUUGUUUUCUCAUGUGAUAAAUAAACUGUUAAUACUUGGAUUUAUCAAGGGUAGUUGUCUGUUUUGCCAGCUCUACACGGUAAUUCCCUUGUUUUCAUUAUUGGUGAGUAGAACAGUGAUGUGAAUCGGUAGAACACUGCUCAUGUGAUCCGGUAAAUAAUGCAUUCACAAACUGGUGACUUGGGUUUCGAUACAAUUUUUUUGUUUUUUAUUACCUUAUCCAUGACAGUAAUUAGAUUGCUAAAAUCGAGCAAAUGAAGUUUGAGGAUAUUAGAUUUCUUCAAGGCCAGAUUACUAAAGUUAGAUUAUGUGGUCCAAAAUUUGAAAGCAACAUCUUAUUAUAUUUCCCAUGUUGUCUUAGUUAUCACUUAUCAUUUAGACGUAUCUGAUAUGUUGAAGACAAUUAUUCUGUCGUUUUAAUUGUUCCAUUUUACCGAGUAUUGGAUAAAACAUCAACCUAUCAUGAGUGAUAAAAUUCUCGUGAGUCAUCAAGGAAUCGUGGACUCAGUUUUCGUGCUUGUUGGCACUCGUUAGCAAGGUAUAGCUAUAAUAUUGACAGAAGCGAUGCUCUUUGUGUGACUCGAACCCGCGUUACACAGCUUCAUAUCAGAUUAUGAAUAUUGUUAUACAUUACAAAUUUUGAUUAUUACUCUGAAGUCCAGACAAGUUUUCUGGGAGAAUUUAAAUUUCAAUCGCUGAGAUUAUUUCAAAUAUAAUUUUCACAUAUAAUGACUUCUCUAUACUCAGUGCCCAGUUUCCGUCACACUAUUCGUUCUAAUAUUGACGAAUAUUCAUAUACAUUACAAAUUGUGUUCCAAGUCGCGUAUGCUGUGUAUUACUACCAUCUAAUAUACAUGCAUUUCACUUUGUUUUUUUCCGUAGUUAACUGUUACACGACCUAGUAAAUAUCUUUGUCCAAUGUCUCAGUGUUCACCACUCAUUAAAAAUAUGUCAUGGGGUUCCAUUACAGUGGAAACAAUAUCUGAAGAUGGAACAAUUAAUCCAAACAAGUUAAUCACAUACCGAGAUGCAAAACUGUGGCCAAAUGGUAGUCGUGCAUGGGAUUGGAACGAAUCUGGCACUGGUCAUUUUUCAGGGAUUCAGAAACAGGAUGUUGAUGAACUACUCAGUUAUAAACCAAAUAUUAUUAUACUGAGUAAAGGAGUACUAUCUCAGUUGAAAGUACCGCAAUCAUUAAUUGAUCACAUAAAUCAAUCUGAUCCACGUAUUAAAGUAAUAGUAGAGACGAGUAAAAAAGCAUUCAAAUUGUAUAACGAAUAUGCAAUUCAAGGUGAACGUGUUGCAGCCUUAAUACAUUCUACUUGUUGAUAGAAUUGACGUUUUAUUUACAAUGCUAUGUUAUUUUUUGUUGACUUCCUUAUUUAUCAUAUCAUCACCGUAUUUGAGAUAGAUAAACUCUUUAUAGUAAGAUUUUUUUGUCAUCGGACUGUUUGUUUAAAGGAAAAAAUAAUACCUUGGGUAUUGAUUUAUCGUACACUUUUAUUUUUGAAUUAUGUUUUGUUCAAUACGUCGGGAUGAUAACUGGGACUGUAGUAAAAAGAACCUUCCGUAGCGACAGGAUCUAAACCAACGUUUUAUAUAAUAAUAAUUAAACAAGUUAAAUCACAGUUUUACUUCACACACUGAGUAGUACUUUGUUCAGAUAUCAUGUAAAUGAGAAAUGUGCAACUAUGCAGCCAGAUCGCGUCUUCCUUCAAAUCAAGUUUAAUUAGAUACAUUGAACAAGUAAUUGAAUGGUUAUGGGACUACGUACAUGAAUGGUGAUUAAAGGUGGAAGAAAACCUUCCUAUCUUUUAGUUUCUAGGUAGUAAACACUCAAAAAAGUGAACUGUAAUGUUAAUAAGUGUAACUGAUACCUCGUACAGCAGUAGUCUU